Messenger RNA from Hydra vulgaris (swiftwater hydra), 1186 nucleotides. RefSeq lists its product as uncharacterized. The record is from RefSeq and is a predicted model, not a curated record. Lineage: Eukaryota; Metazoa; Cnidaria; Hydrozoa; Anthoathecata; Hydridae.
AGAAAAAAUAUGGUUAAUAAAGAACAACUCUUAAAGAAACUGAAAAAUGAUAUAGCAAACUUUAAAGAAAAUAAAUUAAAUGAUGGUUGGAUCGAAGAAGAAAUCGAUGAAGAAAUUGCUGUUUUUUUUGAAAGUUUUCAGUGGUACAAGUACAAUAAUGUGAAGAAAUCAUUAAAGUCAUACAUCUAUAAAUUUUUGGUAUGCUUUUUAAUCACUUACCUAGCAUUUAAUGCGUUAAUUGAAAAUAACAAAGUAGUUUCAUCAAAGUACAAUGAAAUAAUGUUUGGAUACCAAGUCCACUAUCAUAUACAAAGAUAUAUGCGGUUUAUAGCAUUACCUUUUUAUAAACUGCACGAUUUAUCCAAAUAUCAUGAUGGAGAGUGUUUGUUGAGAAAUCCAUUUUACGUGGAAGAAUUACCUGGUUGCAGCUUCUGUGAGGGGGUAGAAGAAGUUAAAGUUGUUAGCAUAGAAAAUUUUAAUGUCACUGAUUAUUUGGAAAAUGACUAUUCUCAACCAUAUGUUAUAAAAAAUGUUCCUGGUUACUAUAAUAUAACUGUUAACUUCCAGAGUUUUAAAGAUCUUUUUUCAAAUUAUUCAAAUGAGUUGAAUAAAGCUAUAUGCAAUUACAAUACAGAUGACAGUAUUGGUAAAGUUAGUGACUAUUUUAAAUUUACAGAAGAAGAAAUUAUGCAAAGAAACAUUUCGCUAACAUGGACAAACUGUCAUACUUAUGGAACAAGAUUUUAUCGUAAAUUAUUUCCAAGACCUUUGUUCGUACCCAAUACAAGUGAAAUCUAUUUUGAGAAAACUGUGCUUUUUCUUCAGAAUGGUUUUGCAUAUGAAAAUCCUGACAUUAAUCAAGAUGGAAUUACAUACAUAGUUCAAGUAAGUGGCCAAUCAAAUUUUAAGAUGUCUUCACCUGACAUGUGUCAUAGCAAUUGUACAUCACAAGAGCUAUUGGUUCAACUCAACAAAGGAGAUAUUUUUAUUUAUUCUCGGAAUGAAUGGACAAGUUCACUUGUAUCUUCAAGUAAAGAACUGUCAAUUAUAUACAUUUCAAAAUUCUCUAAAUGAUUUUAAAACUAUAUCAGUAGUACUAUAAUUACAGAUUUUAAUACUUUGGCUAAUAAAAUAUAAAAUAAUUUUUUAAUAUAUUUUUAAGUUGUGUUUUUAGUUAUUAUAAAAA